GUCUGCCCUUCCUCCACAGAUUGACUACUUCCUCUUCCAGAAGUUGAUCAGCGACGAAGAAAGCAGGUAAUAUUCUAUAUAACGAUGGUUGUCUUUACCUGUGCAGGUCUGAAGCAUCCCUUAUUUCUUCCGCCAGAAUCCUCUUCUCUUCUUCUACCCAAUCCUCUUCUCUUCUCCUACCCGUAAGCUCUCUCUUACUCUCUCUUAUAGAGACUCGGGCGCCCGGCCAUGGCGACUUCUGUCAGGAUCGUGAUCGUUGGGGACGUGCAUGAUGAUUGGGAUCUUAAAGAAGAUUCAAAUGCCCUUCACCUUUUACAGCCUGAUCUGGUACUCUUUACAGGUGAUUUUGGUAAUGAGAACGUUGAACUUGUUAGAAGCAUUUCAAAUCUUGACUUUCCAAAAGCAGCAAUUUUGGGCAACCAUGAUUGCUGGGGAACUUACGAUUUCCAACAAAAGAAGGAAACUCUAGUUCAACUUCAGCUAGAAGCUCUUGGUAAGCAGCAUGUUGGCUACAGUCGUUUGGACAUGCCAGUGCUAAAGCUAAGUGUUGUUGGCGGUCGGCCAUUUUCUUCAGGAGGUGACAAAAUAUUUCGGCCAAAGCUUCUUUCUCAAAGGUACGGGGUUCGUAAUUUGGAAGAAAGCAAAAAGAAAAUCAUCAAUGCUGCUUUAGGAGCACCUGAUGGCCAUAGUUUGAUUUUUCUUGCCCACAAUGGUCCUUCAGGAUUAGGUUCGAAAAUCGAUGAUAUAUGUGGAAAAGAUUGGGUUUUUGGAGGCGGCGACCAUGGCGAUUCAGACCUUGCCCAGGCCCUGCUUGAAUUGAGGAGCAAGCAACUCCCCAUCCCCUUAGUUGUUUUUGGCCACAUGCACAAAGGACUGGCAUAUGGAGGACUCAGGAAAAUGAUUGUGGUUGGAGCCGAUGGUACCAUUUACUUGAAUGGAGCCAUCGUCCCUAGAGUGAAGAAUCUUCAUGGGCGAGCUGGAAGCUCUAAAACUAACAAUGAACUUCACCCAGAGGUUAGAAAUGAGGAUGGCACUGUGAGAGCCUUCAGCGUUGUAGAUAUUGAGAAAGGAAGGGUGAAGAAGAUUUCAGAAACUUGGAUUUUGGUUACCAGUAAAAGAACUGCACUUGAACAGGAAAACAUAUUGUUUCAGAGACCUUAAGUAGAGGUAAUCACUUUUUGCUGUCUUGUUUUAUCAUCUGUUAUCUUGCAUAUAGAUUUGUCAUAUAGCGCUUGUUCCUUACAUAUGAUAGUCAAUUUAGCAAUCAUGUGAAGAACUAUUGUACAAACAGUCAAAUAAUCCUUGAGCUUAAUUGAACAUCCACAAUGUCUACAUUA
Messenger RNA from Dendrobium catenatum, 1337 nucleotides. RefSeq lists its product as uncharacterized. The record is from RefSeq and is a predicted model, not a curated record. NCBI's taxonomy places the organism in Eukaryota, Viridiplantae, Streptophyta, Magnoliopsida, Asparagales, Orchidaceae. Gene Ontology annotation, molecular function: hydrolase activity. Bases 229 to 1161 code for a protein of 310 amino acids. The transcript is spliced from 10 exons.